AUGGUCCUUCUUAAACGACGGUCAACGUUUGUCUCUUUCACCUCUCUUCUUUCGGUCGAGUAUGCCAAAGUUGUCCGUAGCUGUCUUUUCAAGAGUCACCGUUAUUCAUUCUCUACAAAGCCAACAACAACAACAACAACAACAGUAGUCAACAGGCCUCCUAAGUAUGAUCUCACCAGCGAUACAGCCACGCAACCGACAGACGAAAUGUUUGACAUAAUGAAAGCUGCAAGUCGUGGUGAUGAUGUGUUUGAGGAUGACACUUCGGUCAGAGAACUCGAAUUCUACGUAGCCAAGCUACUUGGAAAAGAAGCCGCUUUGUUUUGUGCAAGUGGCACCAUGACCAACCAGCUCGGCCUUCGUCUUUUAUUAACACAGCCGCCCCAUUCGGUAUUGUGUGAUGCUCGAUCUCACGUUUAUCUGUACGAAUGCGGCGGCAUUGCUUACCACUCUCAAGCCAGUGUAUCGCCCGUCAUGCCAAAAAAUAACCAUCAUUUAACCGUCAACGAUAUUGCCUCCAAUUUACUCACGGAUCCAUCGCACAUGCCCGUUACCAAGGUCAUCUCGUUAGAAAACACUCUCAAUGGCACCAUCAUGCCUUUAAAUGAAAUAAAACGUAUCUAUGCAUUUGCUCAGCAACACCAGUUAAAAUUGCACCUGGAUGGCGCUCGUUUAUGGAAUGCUAGCCAGGAAACCGGCAUUCCAUUGCAUGAAUAUGGACAGUACUUUGAUACCAUUUCCCUUUGCUUGUCCAAGGGUGUGGGAGCCCCGAUAGGGUCGAUCUUGGUCAGUUCGAAAGCAAACAUCGCUCGAGCUCGUCAUUUACGAAAAAUGUUGGGUGGGGGCUGGCGGCAAGCAGGUUGCUUAGCGAGUGCAGCCCUUCAUUGUAUACAACAUGUAGUUCCUACCAUGAAAGAGACGCAUCAAUUGACAAGAAGGUUAGCGAACGUUCUUGUAAAGCAAUUAGGGAUGCAGCUGAGCGUCCCCUGUGAGACAAACAUGAUAUGGCUGAAUGCAUCAGGGACGACGUCUACAGCAGAUUCGUCUUCCGUUUGUAUCACACUGGACGAACUAGCCCGGGAAUUGGAGAAGAAAAGUAUUCGUAUUCCUAACUGCGGCGACAAUACGACUGAAACCAGGUUGGUCUUACAUUAUCAAAUUACUCAAUCAGUAGUAGACGCAAUUGUUCAAGCAACGUCAGACCUAAUGGAAAGAAAGAAGGGUGUCAUCAAAGGAGCAAUAAUCUUCGUGGCAAAAGAUAGAGACAUCGACACCGCAAUUGGGACAGAAAGUAUAGAGAACGUGAGCAGCAGAAGAAGCAGAAGGACUGUCUGA
Mycotypha africana is the source of this 1335-nucleotide messenger RNA. Its product is annotated as pyridoxal phosphate-dependent transferase. Gene Ontology annotation, molecular function: L-allo-threonine aldolase activity. Lineage: Eukaryota; Fungi; Mucoromycota; Mucoromycetes; Mucorales; Mycotyphaceae. Gene Ontology annotation, biological process: L-threonine catabolic process; glycine biosynthetic process. The transcript has 3 exons. The coding region runs from base 1 to 1335 and encodes 444 amino acids. The record is from RefSeq and is a predicted model, not a curated record. Gene Ontology annotation, cellular component: cytosol.